AUGAGGGGUAGUUUGGAGGUGUGUGUCUCAAGAUGGUAUGGUGAUUUUCGAAAUGCGUCAUUGGUUGAACUCCAUGGAUUUUGUGAUGCUAGCCAGAAGGGUUACGGUUGUUGCACAUACUUGCGUUUGAUUGAUGCGUUGGGUCAUUGUCGUGUCAUAUUGGUAUCAUCACAAUCUCGAAUCGCUCCUUUCAAACCGCCAACCAUACCUCGUCUCGAGUUACAAGCAUGCUGGUUAUUAAGUACCCACAUCGAUGUUAUUUUUAACCACUUGUCAUCGCUUCUACCGAUAUCUAAAGUUUACUGUUGGUCUGACUCAACGAUUGUUUUGUCAUGGAUCACAAAUCACCAGAAGCAUAUCAUCUCAAGAGGUUGUUUGUUGUCAGAGUUAAAGGACAGUAAUUUGUGGUUCGGUGGUCCGGUUUUUUUGUCAAAUGCUGAUGUUGAUUUUCGCGGGUUUGAAGUUGGUCGUGUUGUUGGAUGUAGUGAUAUUGAUUGGGUUUGUAGAGAUUCUAGUGAUUCUUCGACGGGGGUACUCCAUUUAGUAAGUCACACUACACAGGUAAGCCCAAUUGAACUGAUUUGCGUUAAUGUUGUUAAGUUUAGAUCUUUAAGAAGACUGAUUCGUGUCACCGCCUACGCACUUCGAUUUAUUGACAAUAUCAAGAAGAAGAAAGAGGAUCGCCAACUCUCCUUAACCAUCACUAACGAUGAAUUCGCCUACGCUGAACGAUUAUGGAUCCGAUGUAAGGGACGACUGAAAAAUGCACCGAUUUCCUACAACGCUAAAUUUCCGAUUUUGCUACCUCCCGACCAUCCGUUCACUGCGUUGUUACUCCUCCUUCGUAAAUGCGUACUUUGUAAAUUUGUCGAUGGACAACCGUAUUCUUAUCCAGCUUUACCUGAUCUUCCAUCUGCACGAGUUAACGACAUUUUUGCCUUCACUUGCACUGGCCUGGACUACGCUGGUCCCGUUUAUGUUCGAAGUAUCUACGCUCCUGUUGACGCGGCCACCCUUAUGUAUAAAUCAUGGAUAUUUUUAUUUACUUGUGCCUCGACAAGAGCUAUUUACUUGGACUUAGUUCCUGAUUAUUCCGCGACUACAUGCAUCCGUGGCUUAUCUCGAUUUUUUAGUGCACGUGGCGUUCCCAAUGUUAUUAUAUCUGAUGAUGGUUCGCCAUUUAUCUCAGAAGAAACACAGCUCUUUGCUGCAGAGAAAAAGAUUUUAUGGAAAUUCAACUUGCCAGCUGCCCCGUGGUGGGGUGGGAUGUUUGAGAGAAUGGUGCGAUCAACUACGAGAUGUCUUAAAAAAUAUUUGCAACAUAAAAGAGUUGAUUACGAGCAAUUGUUAACAAUUCUCAAGGAAAUCGAAGUGGUAAUCAACAAUCGUCCAUUAACAUUUUUAUACAACGAACCAGGAGUCGAAGUGUUGACACCAAAUCACUUACUCUUUGGUAGGAAAUUAAACACACAAGCUUAUACGAUCGAAGAAUCUGUUGAUAUCUCAAAAAACUUACGUUAUUUUUGGGAAUCGUGGUACAACGAAUAUCUGCUAAAUCUACGCGAAUCGCAAAAACGAUCCAAGUUUCAACGAAGUGGUGAAACCAUCCGAGUGAAAAAUAUGGUGUUAAUAAACGACGAAAAACGGCCACGAACGUUAUGGAAAGUCGGAAUUGUGGAAAAUAUCAAGCCUUCCUCAGAUGGAAAGAUUCGAGUUGCUAGAGUUCGAUACGCACGCAAUGGAAAAACGUUAUUCGUCAACCGACCUAUCAACAAACUCGUUCCACUCGAAGUGAAAUCGAACGAAGAUUUUCAGCAAUCCAAGGUAGACGUUUCCUUUGUUGACGAUGCAAACAUUUCAAGGGUCAAGAACAUGCUUUUUCUUUUGCCUGGCGGGGGAGGAUGUUAG
This is a messenger RNA of Hydractinia symbiolongicarpus, 1908 nucleotides long. RefSeq lists its product as uncharacterized. The record is from RefSeq and is a predicted model, not a curated record. Gene Ontology annotation, biological process: DNA integration. Bases 1 to 1908 code for a protein of 635 amino acids. Gene Ontology annotation, molecular function: nucleic acid binding. Lineage: Eukaryota; Metazoa; Cnidaria; Hydrozoa; Anthoathecata; Hydractiniidae. The transcript has 5 exons.